CCUCCCACUGCUCAAUUCACACUUCAAAGCUUACUCUACAUAGAACUCCAAUUCUUCUCCCUCUCUCCCUUCUCCUCAAGUUAACAUUAAGUUUUGUACCCAAAGAAGAUUUGCAGAGAGGUACAUUCAUCUGACGCCAUUCUUUACAUAGGUUAUCUUGAUUCUUGAAAGAGGUUAAAAAUGUUAUCUUUAGCAUUGUUCUUAUUGGUUUUCUGUAAUUCACGAGCCCUAGUGAGUUCAAUGAAUGAAGAAGCGACAGCCCUUUUUUCUUUCAAGCAAUCUAUUCUAGAAGACCCAGAAGGGUCACUAAUUAACUGGAGCAUUUCUGACGAAACCCCUUGUUCUUGGAAUGGCAUUAUUUGCAAGAACCAGAAAGUUGUCGCUUUGAGCAUCCCCAAGAAGGAUCUCUACGGUUCCAUCUCUUCCUCUCUUGGAUUACUCUCUGAACUCAGACAUCUGAAUCUGAGGAGCAAUAGGCUGUUCGGAAGCUUGCCUGCUGGUCUUUUUAAAGCCCCCCGCUUACAAGGUUUGAUCCUGUACGAGAAUUCCCUGUCUGGGCCAUUGCCGUACGAGGUUGGGAGACUUAAAUACCUUCAAACUCUCCGUGUUUCUCAUAAUUUGUUCAACGGAUCAUUGCCUGCGACUCUGAUUGAGUGUAAAAGGUUGAGGAAUCUUGAUUUGAGCGUCAACAAUUUUAGUGGGUCUUUUCCGGACGGUUUAGGGGUUAGUUUGGCUUUACUUGAAGACCUAGACCUUUCACACAAUGAGUUUAGCGGCUCGAUCCCGCGGGAUUUGGGAAAUUUGUCUCGUUUGGAAGGAACUCUUGAUCUUUCUCAUAAUAAAUUCAGUGGCAUGAUCCCGCCAAGCCUAGGUAACCUUCCCGAGAAGGUUUACAUUGAUCUCACUUUUAACAACUUGAGCGGUCCGAUUCCUCAAAAUGGCGCUCUAAUGACUAGAGGGCCAACUGCAUUCCUUGACAACCCCGGUCUAUGUGGUCCACCUUUAAAGAAUCUGUGUUCUUCAGUAGCCCCGCAAAUCGCACCAUCAUUGUACCCCCACAGACCCAAAUAUGACCCCCCACAACCCACAAUUGAUAAGGACGGUAGCGGUCUUAGAAGAGGAGUUGUGGCUGCAAUUAUUGUCAGUGAUGUGGUCGGGAUUUGCCUUAUAGGCCUGCUGUUCUCGUACUGCUACUCGAGACUAUGUAAUUGUGGGAGGAGAGAAGAAGAAAAUGGACAUGGUUCUGGAAAGAGAUGUAAGGAACUGUUAUGCUUCGGGAAGUAUGAACCGGAUACCUUAUCUGAGCACGUGGAGCAGCAAUGUGAUCUUGUCCCGCUGGAUAACCAGGUGACUUUUGAUUUAGAUGAGCUUCUCAAGGCAUCUGCUUUUGUUCUAGGUAAGAGUGGUAUUGGACUUGUGUAUAAAGUUGUGCUUGAAGGUGGUCUGAAUUUAGCUGUGAGACGACUCGGGGAAGGUGGUUCACAAAGAUAUAAGGAGUUUCAGACAGAAGUGGAAGCCAUUGCAAAGCUAAGGCAUCCAAAUAUUGUAACUCUUAGAGCAUAUUAUUGGUCGCCCGACGAGAAGCUGCUCAUAUAUGAAUAUGCUCCAAACGGAAACCUUUCCACCGCAAUUCAUGGUAAACCUGGAAUCUCGACACCGUUGCCUCUUUCAUGGUCCAUGCGGUUGAAAAUAAUGAGGGGAAUUGCCAAGGGGAUGGUUUAUUUACAUGACUCGAGCCCUAAAAAAUAUGUGCAUGGUGAUUUGAAACCAUCAAAUAUAUUGCUGGGACACAACAUGGACCCUAAGAUAUCAGACUUUGGACUUGGACGCCUUGCAAACAUAGCUGGAGGCUCGAUGACAAUGAUGAUAUCCAACCGAAUGGCCUCCUCGGAGAAACAGUAUCAACGACAACCGAGCACUGGAUCAUCCGAAUUGGCAACCGUAGUCUCAGGUGGAGCUCUAGGAACCCCUUAUCAAGCUCCCGAGGGAUUUAGGACAAUUAAGCCUUCGCAGAAAUGGGACAUGUACUCAUAUGGAGUAAUCCUAUUGGAAAUUCUUACGGGAAGGUCAGCAGUAGUUCAAUCUGGAUCAUCCGAAACGGAUAUUGUUAACUGGAUGCACAUCUGCAUAGAAGAGAAGAAGCCGCUGUUGGACGUUUUGGACCCAUGUCUAGUCGAAGAUGCUGAUAAAGAAGAUGAGAUGAUUGAUGUUUUGAAGAUUGCCAUGGCAUGCCUUCAGACCAACCCUGAAAGGAGGCCUACAAUGAGGCAAGUCUUGGAAACCCUUGAAAGAUUGCCCACUACCCCUGUCCUUUAACCUUCUUCUCCAAUCCAUUUCUUGAAUGUAGUUAACUAAAAGUCUGUGCACCGCAUCGGCAAGACAAGAAGUGUGACUCUCGCCGGGAGGUAUUCAUUGUUUAAUUUACCCAGAGAUAUCCUGGUGUUUUGGCGGUUUGUCUGGGAUUUAAAUCAGUUAGAAAGAGGGUUUUAUUUGUGUAAAUAAGUGAAAUGAGGCUGUGUAAAAUUCCUGGUCUGUCUAAAUCAGUUGGUAUAUUCUAUGUUUUGAUACUCUUCCCAAUUAUAUUUCCAAAGCUGCAGCGUGUCCUUAUAAUGCUAUCUUCAUAACUGCAUGUUUGCCAUUCUGAGUCGCAUAUAUGCU
Messenger RNA from Cuscuta europaea, 2658 nucleotides. The record is from the annotation of a GenBank genome assembly. NCBI's taxonomy places the organism in Eukaryota, Viridiplantae, Streptophyta, Magnoliopsida, Solanales, Convolvulaceae.